Molecule: messenger RNA, 1707 nt
Organism: Dunckerocampus dactyliophorus (ringed pipefish)
Lineage: Eukaryota; Metazoa; Chordata; Actinopteri; Syngnathiformes; Syngnathidae
Gene: fosl1a
Product: FOS like 1, AP-1 transcription factor subunit a
Exons: 4
Coding region: 613-1698 (361 amino acids)
Biological process (GO): regulation of transcription by RNA polymerase II
Cellular component (GO): nucleus
Molecular function (GO): DNA-binding transcription factor activity, RNA polymerase II-specific; RNA polymerase II cis-regulatory region sequence-specific DNA binding
Source: RefSeq, a predicted model, not a curated record
UGAAAUUUCCAGUUCAUUUGGAGCUGUUAAUACGAUCAAUUUGAUUAAAAUGUUUCAUCAUUUAACAGCGCCAAUGUAUUCAUCUCAAACACUUCGUACGUUGCUGUAAUGUUUCCCCAACUCUUUCUAGAACAUGCUGGCGUUAUCUCUCCUCGAGGGCGGAAAGUGCCGCAGGAAUCCCUCGGCUGUAGGAAACUCUCACCAUAUUAGGUCAAUGACGUCACGUCACGUGGUGGGUUCAGCUAGAGAUUCCAGGCAACAUUAUUUCCCGUAAGUGGGGAGGGGCGUGGCGAAACUAUCUUGCCGCUUUAAGAGUUUACAACGACACAAUCAUUCCCAGACUUUGGUUUGUAGGUGUGUGACUAAGCACGAUCGCACAGAGAGACAUUUUUAAACGUUGAAGGACGACUGUGGGGGGGGGGAAUAGGCCGCUAUUUCAUUCGUCUCCACCCCUUGGAUUCAUAGCCGUUUGGACUCGGCCGACUCGUCGCGAUACUUUGGCUCGCAGUCACUUCCAAGUGACACACAAACUGAAAGUUGCCUUUGGAGUACGCAAUCCACCCCCCGGGGACCAAUUUUACUUAUUGAUUUGAGUUCAUUUCAAUAGUAAGUAUGUACAGAAACUUAGGGGGCCACGGACGAGGCAACCCAGCGUACGCAGGCGGCGCUUCUGGGUCCAAUUCUGCUUCCCUGGAAAGCACUACUAGCGCCUCGACGACACAGCAGGAACAGAAAUAUUCCAUGGCGGGCAGCGGUCAGUUUGUACCCAGCCUCAACGCCAUCACAACCAACCAGGACCUCCAGUGGCUGGUCCAGCCCUCCCUCAUGCAUCCACCCGGUCCUUCUCGAUCUCCGGCGCCUCCUUACCCGCCGCCGUCCCUCUCCGGGGUGCGCCCGCCCCACUCCCCUUUCAUCAGGCCGGGGGUCAUAAGGGCAAGCGCCAACACAGCAACUGUUUCCACCCGGCGCAGGAACGACGAACAUUUGUCCCAAGAAGAGCUGGAGAGACGAAGACUAAGAAGGGAGCGGAACAAGCUGGCAGCAGCAAAAUGUCGCAACCGUCGCCGGGAGCUGACGGAUUCACUGCAAAAUGAGACCGAUGAGCUUGAGGAUGAAAAGUCUCGUUUACAAAAGGAGAUCGCCGACUUGCAAAAAGAGAAAGAAAAGCUGGAGCUGGUCCUCGAGGCCCACCGCCCCAUCUGCAAAAUCGAGGACUCCGACUCGGACUCGGACUCGGACCCCGUGUCGGCGCUGUCGUCUUUGGCGUGCAUCAAAAUGGAGCCCGAGGACUCCAGCAGCAGGCCGGGGCCGUCGAGGAAGCAGGCAACGAAGACGGAGAAGCCCAAACCAAAGAUCACCAUCCCCACCAAACCCGCGACAUCAUCAUCAUCAUCAUCAUCAUCAUCAUCAUCAUCAACAACAACAUCUUUAGCCCCCGCCGUCAGCCAGGAGUCUGAGUCCCUGCACACCCCCAUCCUCGCAUCCACCCCGUCCCUCACCCCCUUCACGGCCAGCAUGAUCUUCACUUACCCCUCGGCCGCCUCGGACAGCGGCGCCGCCGUCACCGCCGCGGCGCAUCAGGGCAAUUUCCCGACAUGUCAAGCCCCGCAGCCUUGCGGCGUCGCACAUCGCCGCAGCAGUAGCAGCGGCGACCAAUCCGAUCACUCCUUGCACUCGCCAACUAUCCUCACACUGUGAUUGAGCGUC